Messenger RNA from Vitis riparia (riverbank grape), 4326 nucleotides. Its product is annotated as mediator of RNA polymerase II transcription subunit 33A-like. The transcript has 12 exons. The record is from RefSeq and is a predicted model, not a curated record. Bases 195 to 4187 code for a protein of 1330 amino acids. Gene Ontology annotation, cellular component: mediator complex. NCBI's taxonomy places the organism in Eukaryota, Viridiplantae, Streptophyta, Magnoliopsida, Vitales, Vitaceae. Gene Ontology annotation, biological process: regulation of phenylpropanoid metabolic process.
GUGGCGGCAUUGAUGAAUUUGGGUUGUUAGGUAAAUGAAUUCCAUGUGAGGACCACCUAAUCUAGGUUGCAGGCAGCUACCAGACCAGGCUCAACAACUGACCUCGGCUGCAUAUGAAUGAGAUUGAGAUCAUCCAUCACACUUUCCAAAGCAAAAACAGCAUUGUAGUAUUUGCCACAGGCCGGUGAUGGUAGAUGGAAAUGGCGAGUAAUGCAACGUUGUUCGAGGAGAGAGUGAAGGAGGCUCUGAAACGCUGCCAGGAGAGGAGGGAGCCGCCGCUGAUAUGGGCGACGGAGAUGGUCAAAUGCCUGGACUCGGCGGGCCUAGGGCUGCCCAGCGUGGAGUUAGGGCAAGUUUUGGUGUCUCAGCUCUGCUUCGCCCACAACAGUCCCUCUAUGUGGAAGUUCUUGGACCAUGCCCUCUCCUCUCGCCUUCUCUCUCCCCUUCAUGUCCUCUCUCUUCUCACUUCCAGGAUUAUACCUCAUCGGUGGUCUCAACCAGAAGCUUAUAGACUCUAUCUUGAACUUUUAAGUCGAUAUGCUUUCUCAUUUGAUCCGGUGGAGCCAGAUGCUUCCAAAGAGAGGAUAAUCAAAUCAGUUGAUGCUGCCCUUCAGCUUUCCAAGACUUACCAGGUUCAUGUACUGGAGCUUGGACAUACAAUGGUUUUGUUCUUUUUCAGCAUUGUUGUUGGCUUAUUAGAUAGCACCUUGGAUGAUUGGGGCUUGCCAGUGACAUUUCUGGACAGAGCAAGUGGAGUUGCCAGAAGUGGAGACUACCUGAAUAUGGACAUCGACUCUAAAGGAAAUAAAAACUUCAAGCAAAGCGAACAUCGUGAGCAAAUGAGGAGAACAAAUUCUUUCUUGGCGAUGGAGGUAUUAGGCACACUAACGGAAAAUAGAAAAGCUAAGGUUCUGCUCCGCCUUGUCCACUUGAACAUGCCUGAAGGCUUCAAUGGCCUCCUGCGAAGGAUUCAGUUUCUUGAAGCUCAUAAACUGGCAUCAUCAAUUUUAAAGUCCGCUAAUCAACUUUUGGUAAGACUUUCUGCAAACAUCCGAGGAGUUCUGGAUUUUGAGUAUCAGUUGAACAAGCGCCAGCUCAUUGGAAUGCUUAUUGAUAUUGGGUCAAAUAAGUUGGUCUCUGGCUGCAAUUUUGAAGCUGUUCAGUCUGCAUGUUGGGUUCCAUUUGAUAUUUAUAUGGAGAAUGUGAUGGAUGUAAAACAACUUCCAGUCAGAUCAACUAUUGUCAUACUUAGAGAAACUAUUCGUACGCUACAAGGAUUUAAUCGGGCAAGCUGGCAAGAAACCUUCCUAGCGCUCUGGCUUUCAGCCCUUCGGCUUGUGCAGCGAGAGCGUGAUCCUUUGGAAGGACCUAUUCCACAUCUUGAGUCCCGUCUUUGUAUGCUUUUGUCUAUUGCCCCCUUGGCAAUUACUCAGCUUCUGGAGGAUGAGGUCAAUUCUUAUAACUCUUCUUCUCAAGGAGGUAGAGAAUAUGGAUAUACAGAGAUUGGAUAUGGACAUGAAAUGGAUAGGAAAUGUCAUGCUUCAAGAAAACAUGGACUGAUUUCCUCUCUUCAAGUCCUUGGACACUUUUCUGCACUCUUAUGCCCUCCCUCAUCGAUUGCUGAUGCAGCAAAUCUUGCAGCUGCAAAAGCAGCAGGCUUCAUUUCUAAUUCCAAGAAUGGUAAGGACAGUUUAGGCGGAGGCAGUCAUGGCAAUACCAUUGUGAAAUCAGGUGGCAACAUGAGGCACCUCAUAGUGGAAGCUUGCAUUGCAAGAAAGUUAAUUGAUACAUCAGCAUAUUUCUGGCCUGGCUAUGUGUCUGCAUCUGUAAUCUCAAUGUCAGAUUCAUCACCAAUUCAAGGAUCUCCUUGGUCAACAUUUAUGGAAGGAGCUCCUUUGACAGGCCCUCUAAUUGAUGCUCUUAUUGCGAUUCCUGCAUCAAGUUUAGCGGAGUUAGAGAAGUUAUAUCAUGUUGCACUAAAUGGUUCGGAAGAGGAGAAGUCAGCGGCUGCAAAGAUUCUAUGUGGUGCAUCUCUCAGACGUGGAUGGAAUAUUCAGGAACAUGUGGUACACUAUAUGGUGAAGCUUCUCUCUCCUCCUAUACCUCCCAAUUUUACUGGAACAAGGAGCCAUUUAAUUGAUUACCUGCCCAUGUUAAGUGCCAUUCUUUUUGAGGCUUCCUCUAUUGAUACUGUGCAUAUACUUUCCUUUCAUGGUGUGGUCCCUGAAGUUGCAGCUGCUCUAAUGCCGCUUUGUGAGGCUUUUGGGUCAGUCACACCAACCUCAAAUCAUAAAUCAAGCAUGGGCGAUGAGCUCUCAAUUUACAUGGUUUUUUCAUCUGCAUUUCUCUUUCUUCUUCGUCUGUGGAAAUUCUAUAAACCCCCCCUUGAGCAGUGUAUCUCAGGACGAGGAAGAGCAAUUGGUAGUGAGCUUACUCUGGAGUAUCUUUUGAUAUUGCGCAAUAACCGUAUUGCCUCACAUAAUUCUGCUGCACAUGAUGAAACGAGUAGCAGUUUGAACCGGAUUGAAUCAACAUCAGAUAAACCUGUUUAUAUAGAUUCUUAUCCAAAAUUGCGAGCCUGGUAUUGUCAAAACAGAUCUUGUAUUGCCUCAACUCUAUCUGGCCUAUGUAAUGGAAGUCCGGUUCAUCAAGUUGCUAAUAAGAUCUUAAAUAUGAUUUACUGGAAAAUGACUAAAAGUGGGGCCUCAUCAGGUAAUCCUUCAACACCAUCAGGCAGUAGCAUAAGUGGGAGCACUGCCAGUACUGGAGAAGAUGCUUACCAAAGGCCUAUGCUCCCUGCAUGGGAGGUGUUGGAAGCUGUCCCUUUGGUGCUUGAGGCAAUUUUAACAGCUUGUGCCCAUGGAAUACUUUCAUCACGGGACUUGACAACAGGUCUCAGGGACCUCGUUGACUUUCUGCCUGCUUCUCUUGUAGUUAUUAUUAGUUACUUUUCUGCAGAAGUUUCUCGUGGUAUAUGGAAACUAGUCCCAAUGAACGGAAAGGACUGGCCUAGUCCAGCAGCAAACCUUCUAUCAGUUGAAUCUGAAAUAAAGGAAAUACUUGCAGCCAUGGGCGUUGAUGCUCCCAGAUGUAGUCCUGGGGAUUCAACUGCAAUGCUUCCAUUGCCAAUGGCAGCUCUUGUCAGUUUAACGAUUACAUUCAAACUGGACAAGAGGUUGGAGUACAUCCAUGCUGUUGCUGGAACUUCCUUGGCAAACUGUGCAUCAUCAUGCCCUUGGCCUAGCAUGCCUAUAAUUGGCUCCUUGUGGGUGCAGAAGGUGCGCCGUUGGCAUAAUUUCAUUGUUGGAUCAUGUUCUCUCUCUGUAUUCAGACAAGAUAAAAAAGCUGUUGCCCAGCUCCUGAGGAGUUGCUUCACCUCUUUCCUUGGAUUAUUCCAUGUUUCAAAGUCUCCAUUAGCCGGUCAAAAUGGAGUUGUUGGUCUGUUGGGUGACAUUAACUGGGCUCAUUGUCCUUCCAUAGCACCUGGACUCCUUUACCUCCGGUCUUGUCGGACUAUCCACAAUGUCCAAUAUGUAAAUCAUGUGAUUAUAGGGCUUGUAGCUGAGUUUGCUCGGGAAUUGGCUUCCAGAUGGGCUAGCAAGGACUCCCAACAAUUGAAGUCUAGUCAAUCAUCUCUAGCCUUAGCCACCACCAAGGUUAAGGAGGUGGCCACUCUUGGCGCUAGCCUAUUAUGUGUGACAGGAGGCAUUCAACUGGUCCAAGAAUUGUAUCAGGAGACUCUCCCAACCUGGCUGCUCUCCACAAGGGAAGAGAAACUUGGUGAGGUGAGUUCUGUUUCCCGUAUAAUGGAGGGAUAUGCCAUGGCAUAUUUAUUGGUCUUGUCUGGUUCUUUUAUAUGGGGUCUUGGGGCAAGACCUCCCUCAUGGACAUUCUCUAUAAGAGCUCGUAUUGUCAGGACUCACUUGGACUUUUUGGCUGGGGUAUUGGAGGGAAACAUAUCACUUGGAUGUGAUCCUGCUACUUGGAAAUCCUACGUCUCUUGUUUAGUGGGUUUAUUAGUGAGUCUUGCGCCAACGUGGAUUCGGGAUGUAAAGCGAGAAACACUAAGAAAACUGGCCAAUGGAUUGAGAGGAUGGCAUGAAUGUGAGCUAGCUCUUUCCCUCCUUGAGAAAGGUGGGCCUGCAACCUUAGGGUCUGCAGCUGAACUAGUAAAUGUAAUCAACUAAGUCUGAAUCGCAAAUCCAUUACGUCACUUGGUUAGCGACUUCUGUUUUUAGUAGCAUACGAGUCUUUCUUUUGCAUCUGCUCCUUGUUGCAAAAUUCUCAAGGAGGUUAAAUUUUUAAGGUGGACCUACCUUCCUAAAA